This is a messenger RNA of Fusarium verticillioides 7600, 2219 nucleotides long. RefSeq lists its product as hypothetical. NCBI's taxonomy places the organism in Eukaryota, Fungi, Ascomycota, Sordariomycetes, Hypocreales, Nectriaceae. The coding region runs from base 790 to 1947 and encodes 385 amino acids. The record is from RefSeq and is a predicted model, not a curated record. The transcript has 2 exons. Gene Ontology annotation, molecular function: nucleotide binding.
AGCAGUCUAGAACAAAAAUCUAUCGAGGGACGAUUUGUUUUAGUUUUAUCAGAUCAUGGUUUAGAGGUUAUUGGUUGGAGGUAGUUCGGUGAUUUACGGUAUGGGCUUAGCUUGCGGGUGUCGGGAGGUGAACGUUGCAUUCAGGUACACCAAGCGAAAUUGCUGCCGUUGGAGUCUAGGCAUGGUUUCCACGUUGCAUCUCAUGGUUUCGGGACGUGAUUGGUCGCCCUUUUACGAUGUAGGGUUGACGGUAGGGCGGAUUGUCGGCAGUGGGAGUUCGGUGGUGCUUGGACUUGCCGAGGGGACCAGUGACGUUGAUGAAGGGGGAGGCUGUGAAGGGAUAAGGAAUAUAGGAGAUGAUUAUUGUGGUUAAGCGUGACUCCUGACUCUGCAAUAUGUUGUCAGAAUUUGGUAAAAAACCAUUCAAGAAUGCUAUUCGCAUCUGUUUGGUGGUCAACCCUGCUCAGAUCUGAUUGGCUGGCUAUCAAUUAACGCGAACUUGACCUCCCAAACAUAAUGCAUCAUAAUAGACUCUAACUGUCAGACCUUAUCAUUCUUACAACUAUCAUACAAGUCAGAUCCAGCCAAUUGAAUUUUAUAUGCAGUUGCGUCUUAACACAUCAAUCUCACCAAUGAUCUCGCCUUACAAAUCAACGAUUAGAAAUCACAAUGACACCAUCUCCAACGUCAACAACAUCAUCCGAACAUAUAAAACCCUCAAAAAUAACCCAAAGGUUGACCUGAAACAAUAUAAAAAAAGUCUUAAUCUUAGCUCAAGACUAACUCAACAUGGCCCCAAUCCGCACAGCCAUCAUCGGCCUCUCAUCCUCCGCCAAAACCUCAUGGGCCUCAAACACCCAUCUCCAGUACCUGAACUCCCCCCUGGGCCGAUCGAAAUACCAAAUCGUCGCCCUCCAAAACUCUUCCCUCCAAGCUGCCAAGAACGCCAUAGCGCAUUACAACCUCCGACCCGAGACUAAAGCCUAUGGCACUCCAGAAGACUUGGCCGCUGAUAAAGAUGUUGAGUUAGUCGUUGUAGCUACGCGUGUUGAUGUUCACCAUUCAAGUGCUCUUCCGAGUGUAAAAGCUGGUAAGGAUUUAUACGUGGAGUGGCCGCUUGCGCAGGAUGUCACGCAUGCGAGGGAACUUGUUGAUGCUGCGAAGGAGAAGGGGGUCAAGACGAUUGUUGGGCUGCAGGGACGGUAUGCGCCGCCGAUCAAGAAGUUGAGAGAGAUUGUCAAAGAGGGGAGGAUUGGGAAGAUUGUUAGUGCAGAGCUGUAUGCAUCUGGAGGAACGAAUGAUAGGGAGAUACUGCCGUCUAGUCUGGAAUAUUUUGCUCAACGGGAAGUUGGGGGUAAUAUCUUUACCAUUGGUCUCGGACACAUCUUUGAUCAGUUCCAGUACAUCAUCGGCGACAUCACAAACUUCAAAAGCACUCUCCACAACCAACGUCCUAAUAUCCGCAUCCGCGAUCCCAAAACCAACGAAAUAACACACACAACAACCUCCGACGUCCCAGACCUCAUUCUCGCAACAGGUCGUCUCUCCGAAUCCCCCACCGCCCAAAAGGACGCCGCCGUCCUCGUCCGCUUCCGCCGCGGUCAGCCCUUCCCCGGCUCUCCUCACCUAAGCAUAGCCAUCGCCGGUGAAAAGGGCGAGAUAAGAGUACAAGUCUUUACCGGGACUACACUCCACGGUGCUUCUGCUUAUGAGAAGCCGGUUGUUAUUGAGGUGCAUGAUUUUGAGAGGGAUGUUGUGGAGGAGGUUGAGUGGAAGUGGGAGGAGUGGCAGCAGGAUAUUCCGCUGCUGGCGAGGGGUGUGGCGGCUGUUUAUGAGACGUUUGCGAAGGGUGAGGAGGAUGGGCUUGUUAGUUUCGAGGAGGCGUUGAGGAGGCAUCAGCAGCUUGAGGGGUUGCUUGGGCAGUGGGAUGAGGACAGGGGCGUUUGAGUUCCGAAGCAUGUGUUUAUAUUGGACAGCAAGGUUCGCAAUAGUCUGUGGCUGGCUAUAUCGAAGCCUCCAGGGCUGUUUGUGUUGAAAUUCUUAAAUACUGAACGUCACCACUAGCACCCUUGUGAUCUUGACCGUGUAUUUCUCAAGAUAUGAUCCGAUGACAGUAUCAGCUAUCCUAAGGUCAUCACAAGCUUAUUAAACGAUAUAAACCUUUCCUAAUUUUACGUCACUAUCAUAUACAUUAUGUAAAAGCUCUUAAUGAACUUGUG